AUGGCUCCGCCAGCUGCCCUCCACCCUCCCUCCCCCUCCGGAUCGACCGACCGAUUGGCUGAGGAGCUAGCCCCAGCAAUUGACCAGCUGAAGAGCGUUAGUGCAGGCACCGCGAUCACUCUGUCACAAGCCCAGUCGACGACCGAAUCUCUUCUCCGCCUCCGCCACACCUUCAUAGAUGAUGCACGCCCGCAUACUGCCAAAGACGCAUUUCGAUAUCUUCAGGGCUUUCAAACCCUGCUGACACUCGCGGAACGAAUAGCCGAGCUCUACGAUCCUUCGCAUACAUCCAAGGAGGAACGGAAAGGCCUGCUGGAUAUCUUCAAAGAUGUGCUCGGUGUGUUGGCAGAGGCUCUGAAAGAACAAUUUGGAAACAAGCGGUAUUUUGCCCGCAAGAUAGUCGGAGGGGGCAUUUCUGCACUGGAGCGGAUUUUGACCGCGCUGGUCAAGAAGAUAGACACGAACGAGGGUGACGCACAUCAUCUUUACGGCGCCAUUUUGGCCGCAGCUCUAUGUCAAGAGACAGUCUCGGGUAUUUUUGUAACCCUCAACACAAAAUUUGCCCAGAAUAAGGACUCACUGUCCACGCGAGAGGUCGAAGAUGCCGUGGACCAUUGCAUUGGAUCCGCCGAGACGGUGGAAGUGCCAGAACUACUCGGGCCAUUCAUUCGCGUGUGGUUGAUCCACUCCUCUUUCUCGUCAGGGUAUGACAUCUUACGCCUGGCCUUGCCCGCAUGCCUCUGCCAAUUGGCCUCGCAGUCUCGGAGGAACGUCGUAGCCUUGCAUGCCACCGAUAUGCUCACAUCAAUUCUACCCCUCUUGUUCGAUGGCGUACGGACUGACAGUGAAAACGCAAUCUAUCAAAACCUGGCUCAGUCUCUCAGCGUUCAGGGUAUGAGUAACUUGGAGGAUGCCGUUGCAUUAUACCGCGGAGCGCAUGAAAACCCACAAGUCUUAAAGGUCCUGUUAUCUGCUCUUAAGUCCUCUAAAGAGCCCCCGUCAAUACAAUUCGAUAUGUCCCGGCAUGGGUAUUGUUCUGUCGAGUUUUCAACACUUGCUAGGCCCUUUCCUCCUAUCAAUUCUUCUGGAUACACUCUGGCUGUCUGGGCCCGCUUCGACGAGUUCGAUUCUAGAACGCACACCACUAUCUUUGGAGCCUUCGAUGCAAGUCAGACGUGUUUCAUUCUUGCCUACCUCGAAAAAGACACCCGAAAUUUCAUUCUCCAAACUUCAAUCCGAGGUGCUCGGCCCAGUGUUCGGUUCAAGGCGGCGAAAUUCCAGUCGAAGCGCUGGUAUCAUAUUUGUGUCGUGCAAAAGAGACCAAAGCCGAUGUCUUCUUCUCGCGCAUCUCUGUUUAUAGACGGCGAAUUCGUUGAACAGCUGAAGAUUGAAUACCCGUCUGUUCCUACAACUCAUCAUCCAAACAAGCCGCCUCGCAUUCAGGCCUUCUUUGGCACCCCUCAGGACUUAGCAAUGCGACUCGGAAAAGGCGUAUCCACUUCUAGGUGGUCUCUUGCAAAUGGAAUACUCUUUGACGAGGCUUACAGCGACGACAUGGUAGCCGUGUUCUACAACCUUGGGCCGCGAUAUUAUGGGAACUUCCAGGACUGCUUGGGUUCUUUCCAGACAUACAAAGCCUCUGCGACUCUCAACCUGCGAAAUGAACAUCUUCACCCCGGCAAGGAGGAAGCCUCGGACAUUGUAACUGCCAUCCGGAGACGAGCGAGUACAUUGAUUCGUGAGAGCUCGAUUCUGAUCAAUGUUUCUUCUGUCGCUGUGCUUGACGACGAUGAUAGCAACAAUGUCGAUGAAUCGCAAUUGGUCAAAUGUCUCUCACGGCAAGCAGCAAAAAGCUUGCAACAGCUGACGAAAGCGGGCGGUAACGCUAUCGCUGUCAAUGGCGCUACGCCGGCCAUUAAUGACGGCUUGACACAACCCCAAGGAGUCGGUAUUCUGACGGGUGAUCCUGUCGUUGCUGUACCCAGAGCCAUGGAUGAUGCCAGUUGGUGCAUUGGUGGCUGCGCCGCGGUCCAUCUCAGCUUGAUCAAAGCAGCAAGCACCGCUGACAGCACUCGCAUGGCCGUGGAGGCUCUCUAUGAAGCAGUCAAGGAUAACUGGAGGAACAGCGAAGCCAUGGAAAGAGAGAACGGCUAUGGUAUCCUUGCCGCCUUGUUGCGAGAGAAGCUUGGGUUCUAUAUGGGCAAUUCUCCAACUGGUAUCAAAAUUCCCGUGGUUAGCUCAGAUCCCCUGGAGUUGGCAUCCUUGAUGCUUGAUUUGCUACGUUUGACUCUCGCAUUUGUUGGAUACGACUUUGAGAAGCCCAAUAAUUCUAUCAUCACAAACCCGCUCGCCUAUCGUGUUCUGCUUGUUGACAUGGACGUCUGGCGACUCGGAGAAUUGCAGGUGCUCGAGCUAUACUACUCUCAAUUCCGCACCUUUGCCACCGACAGCAACUACCGUCGAUUCAACGCUAGACGACUUGGCCGUAUGCGUGUCAGCAAAAGGUUACUGGAAACUCUCAAGGGUGGUGAAUUGAUCGAAGAAUCUCUCCGGCCUUGCCUGUUGGCAUUCCGCUCGUUGAUGGAGAGCAGUCCGUCGGCCGACCUUCUUCGCUCUUUAGCUUUGUCCAUCACGUAUACACUCCAUAAGCCGAAAGUUCCCGCCAACCUCCAAAAAAAGAAGAGCUUACGGUACUUGGCCGCAUCAGCUCGACCUGCAUCUUCAAACUCGGAAAGCAAGUAUGUCACCGGCGCUACUUUGGGUGGUGAAUUGUUGCGGUUGUAUGCCUCUGUGUUGUGCGAUCCCGGCGACCCUACGCCAUUGAAGAAAUUUGCCAAAGCUGUCACGAAUAAGUGGCUCCUCUAUCUCAUGUGCGAGGAUGAGCCCGAGAUUGUGGUCCUUGCAACCAAGAUAUUGGCCCGUUUGGUAGUGGUCCAUGGAGCCGGGUACAGUAAGAAAUUCGCAGAGAAGAGCGGCGGUUACAUCAUCUUGGAAUAUCGCCUGAAAAGAUGGUGGAAUAUCCCUGCCUUGUGGCCUAUCUGCUUUUGCAUGUUGUUCGGUGUUGACCAUGCUUCCUUGGACCUCAACAAAGCUCUUGACCUGCCCGGGCUGCUCAGCAUAUUCUUGGCCGACGGCGAUGUAAAGGUCGUCUUCCCUGAUAUGCUGCCGGUGAUUCUCAACAUGCUGAAGAGCGGGAUGCGGAAUUCAGUAGUGGCAACUGAAGGUCAGGAAACCCCACUAGGCUCUUUGGAGGAGCUUGCAUUCAAAUCCUACAAGCCCCGAAUGAACUCUCUCAAGCUCGCUGACGGCGCUCCACCAGACCAGAGUAUAAAUGGCUCUGCGCUCAUAUACUCGGUUGUCCAAUUCUUAGGAGAAGCGCGUGCCAGAUCCCCAAGCUUCCAAGAAUUCACUACACACUCUACCUACGUGCAAGAGCUACUUUCUGUGCUUUACCCCAUCGUUGUCGGUGCUGAUCCAGUUGAUCCCAAUACUGAAGUAGGCUUCCGGCACAGCGGGAUCAGCUUCGAUGAUAGCAACCUCGUGAUACGGCCCCGCUCAAGUACUGCCAAUGCCUCGACAGUUUUGCGGACCACUACGGUCAACUCAUCUGGCGGUGCUGAAGAGAGCACAGGUACUUUAAGACGAGGUUCAUCGUUUGUUCUAGUUUCUUCCGAUAAGUCCAAGAAUCAGCCCUCCUCGGCACGGAUUCGUCGUUUCAUGAACCCAACAUUUGUUGGACAUAAAUCUGCCUCAGAUCAUCCCCUUGUCAAAGCGAUCUUCAGGCUGGUAUUGGCUGUUUUCGAGGACCAAUUAUUGGGCCGCAAAGACUUUACAGGCCUUGGUCUUUACUUAAAGACUCCACCCGGCUUCUCAGAACAUCAAGCCUAUUUUAACUCUUGGGUGUUUGGCUGUGUGCUUUCAGCAUUGCAAGAUUUGCCUUUAGUCCGAUCCGGUCUACUUCAUGAGCCCCGAAUACUUACGAAUCUUGGGCGCUUUGCGACACACUUGACGGAGGCAGUUUAUGAAGGCUGGUUUAUAAAUGGCGCAUCAUCCACCCUCGAGUUUAUUGGCACGAUCUUGGAGUAUCUCCAGCGCCCGGACAUAUCUCGGCUCAAAAGCAUUCGGUUGUGUAGCCAGUCUACCGCAACUAUUCGGUCAACUUUGUACAAAGUCGUAUUGUUUCAUUUGUCAGAAGCAGACGACACGGAGACAGUGUCGUUGCUUAUUCGUCUGAAUUAUUGGCAGGUGGUUCUUCUGUCGGCUGCCGAAACCCAAACCAGACACCUACAUCUUCUAUUCUACCUGCUGUAUACCAAGCUAAUCAGCACGAAUGAGGAUGUCCGCUCGGCUGCCACCCGGUUGUGGAGAAUCAUUCUGGUACAGGCGCCAGAUGGGAUUACAACACUUCUCAGUCAUGGCUCUGUCUCUCUCCAGCGUCGAUUAGCUGACGGCUUCGAUGCCCUUUCGGGAAUGGAUGACGAAGCUUUCCUUGAGUGGAUCGAUGAUCAACGGGACGAUCUAGACGCAUUGUUUUUCGGGGUUUUCUCUCGGUUGUGGGACGCCUUCGUUCAUGAAGAAAACGCAAACAUCGAGGACUCAGUAAGAUCUCGUGUCUCGAAACGGAAAGACAAAUUGAGACAGUGGGCACAGAUCGAGAAAUUCGAUGAAGACGUGACGCGGAAGCACCAUGCUACGCUGCCACAUUGGAUUUCUAACAUCGCAGCUUCCGAGUUCUUGAAGUCCCAAAGAUUCAUACAAGAUCAUCAGGAUAGCGCUACAUUCAUGUGGUCGGCCUUCUCCAAUCUAUUACUAGACUUGCGUCGUCCGGGUGGUCUUCUCUCAGAUGGAAAGGAGAGGAGGUGGUGGCUGGACCAAACAGAAGGUCGUAGCCGCAUGCGACUACGUCUGGUUCCCGAUGAGUCGGGAGAUCGACAAGACUAUCAGCCUAAGCGUAAAGCCUCAGAGCCUCCAGCAGUCAAAUUCGACACUCGGAUACGAGCCCUUUCCGAAGCCGAGAGUUUGACUGCACCCCGUUCUCUCGCUGCAGACCCCGAAAAUACCGGCGGCGAAUCGCCAAGUGGCGAUGCCGGCAGUCGGAGCAUUCUAGAAGACAACUUUGAGAUGAUUGACGAUCCUAAGGUCGAGCUUGAGGACUAUGAAGAUAGGAAUCGAAAGGUGAUGCGAUCUCUGCAACGUGGCGAUCAGGUUCAAAAUGUAUGCAACCUGUCUCGAAUAAUUGGCCUCGAAGCAGUGGAGGGCAUCUUGAUUCUCGGCAAGGACUGCGUUUACAUCCUGGACAAUUUCUUCCAAAGAGCAGACGGCGAAAUUGUAAACGUCUGGCAAGCUCCCAACGAGGAGCGAGAUCCUUACGUGCGCAUGAUCUCUGGCCGUGAAUCCAAUGAUCACCGCUCGCAGGAGCAUGAGACAAGGAGUUGGAAAUGGUCUGACUUGGUUAGUGUUUCCAAGCGCCGCUUUUUGUUCCGCGACGUCGCUCUGGAAAUAUUCUUCACGGAUGGUACAAGCUACUUGUUGACUUUACUGUCCGCCCGAGCUCGAGACGACUUGUGCAACCAACUAGCUACCAGAGCACCACAAGUCACUGGAAGUACUGGGCAUUCUCGACCAGAAGACGUCUGGCGAUUUGAAACCCUUCGCAGUCAAGAUGAUGCACCACAGUCCCUCGGGUCCAAGUUUGCUAGUGUGUUCGGCCAUCUUCCUGCAAACCCAGCAACGCGGAAAUGGGUGAAGGGCGAAAUCUCCAACUUCCAUUACUUGAUGUUGAUCAACACCUUUGCCGGACGUACGUUCAACGACUUGACUCAGUAUCCAGUCUUUCCGUGGGUUUUGGCAGACUACACAAGCGAGGAACUAGAUCUUAACAACCCUGCUACAUUCCGAGACCUGUCCAAACCGAUGGGUUGCCAAACGAUUGAUCGAGAGAUUGGCUUCCGUGAGCGCUACAAUGCUUUCGCCGAGAUGGGCGAUGAUAAUUCACCUCCUUUCCAUUAUGGAACGCACUACUCCUCCGCCAUGAUUGUUAGCUCCUACCUCAUUCGUCUGCAACCAUUCGUCAAAUCCUAUCUUCUACUGCAGGGUGGCUCCUUCGAUCAUGCCGAUCGUCUCUUCUAUUCCAUACGGAAGGCCUGGGAGUCAGCAUCUCGGGGCAACAUGACUGAUGUUCGGGAACUUAUCCCCGAGUUCUUCUAUCUUCCGGAGUUCCUUGUGAAUUCCAACCAUUACGACUUUGGUCUUCUUCAAAACAUGACCACAGCUAUUGACUCUGUUGAGUUACCACCUUGGGCCAAGGGAGACCCCAAAAUAUUCAUCGCGAAACAUCGGGAGGCUCUCGAGAGUCCCUACGUGUCGGAGAACCUGCAUCACUGGAUUGAUCUGGUCUUCGGCAACAAGCAAAAGGGUGAAGCAGCUGUAGAAUCUGUCAAUGUCUUCCACCACCUCUCAUACAAAGGUGCCAAAGACUUGGAUGCCAUCGAUGACCCGAUGGAACGGCUGGCCACCAUCGGUAUCAUUCACAAUUUUGGGCAAACACCUCACCAGAUCUUCCAAAGAGCGCAUGUCCAGAGAGAGGAUCAACGUCAUCGCAUACCACGUCUUGAUACUCUUGCAGAAUCCUUGACGCAAAUGCCGUUGUCUCUGCUUGAUAUUGAAGAGCGGGUGGCAACACUAUCGAUGAAAAACGACCGUCUAUUGUGUACGGCAGCUCUGAGGCUCAAUGUGCCACCGACUUAUGACCACUACAUGGAAUGGGGAUUCUUUGAUGGCAGUGUUCGAUUCUACUCCGUCGACACGCGCAAACUCCUGGGCCACUUUGAGCACCUACACGUCGGCCAAUUGUCUCAUGCUAGCUUUGCAGAUUCCCGUACGCUGGUUACCUGUGGCACGGACUGCACUAUCUCGGUAUGGACAGUCACUGCAACAUCCAAAUCGGUUGAUCUGCAACCCAUUGGGUCGCUAUUUGGCCAUCGAGCGCCAGUCACUGUGCUGGCCGUGUCACGUUCCUUCAGUACUUUAUUAUCCGCCUCCAAUGACGGACAGAUCAUGUUAUGGGAUCUCAAUCGGCGAUCCUUCGUGCGCGCCCUUCCCGCCGACGGUGCGGUCGAUUGUGCUCGAAUCAACGAUGUUUCCGGGGACAUUAUGGUCUGCCGCGGUAGUCGCUUGACAUUGUACACCCUCAACGGAGCCGUGUUGGUGGACCAACAGGUUUGCGACUCGAGUGACGACCACGUCUUAUCCUGUGUCUUUUACGAGGGUGUACAGAACGAAUGGCUCGAACGCGAACUGGUGCUUACAGGUCAUUCUCGUGGCAUGGUCAACAUCUGGAGCAAGUGCCUUCGCGGCGGCCGUUUCGAGUUGGAAUUGAUCCGACAACUACAUCAUACCGACAGUAGUCGUGACAAUGGUGCCAACAUCAGUGCCGGCAUCAGCUGCAUCUUGGCUCUCCCCCAUGUGGUCUAUACUGGGGAUGAGGCCGGUCGAGUGUAUGAAUGGAACUGCAUCCAGCGCCGCUGA
Messenger RNA from Penicillium bovifimosum, 7527 nucleotides. Its product is annotated as Beige/BEACH domain protein. NCBI's taxonomy places the organism in Eukaryota, Fungi, Ascomycota, Eurotiomycetes, Eurotiales, Aspergillaceae. The transcript has 6 exons. The coding region runs from base 1 to 7527 and encodes 2508 amino acids. Gene Ontology annotation, molecular function: protein binding. The record is from RefSeq and is a predicted model, not a curated record.